Molecule: messenger RNA, 2979 nt
Organism: Siniperca chuatsi (mandarin fish)
Lineage: Eukaryota; Metazoa; Chordata; Actinopteri; Centrarchiformes; Sinipercidae
Gene: tcp11l2
Product: t-complex 11, testis-specific-like 2
Exons: 10
Coding region: 156-1745 (529 amino acids)
Biological process (GO): signal transduction
Source: RefSeq, a predicted model, not a curated record
GUUUCGCCUGUUUGUUUCCACAGCCAGCUGGGGUAACGAAGGAUCUUUAAACAGAGCGACGAACAGUACAGGUCGACGACGAAUCAUUUUUUCAUAGCUGAGCUAUUUUUGGUGUCAGUCUCCCUUUCCGGAGGCUUGAAUUAGCGUGACCCAAGAUGCCUCUAAAUGAUGAGCGACCUAACUCCACAUCCAGUGGUGAGGACCAAGGCAGUGAUGUGGAGUUGUUGUCAGAGCGCUAUGACAGCAUGACGUCGACCAGCGACCUGGACUGUUCCCGUGAAAGUUUCACGAGUGACUGCUCCAGCAAGCAUUGCACGCCCUCCUCAAGCCCACCCAAAACCUUAACCCUCGAUGAAGUGAUGGAGUCUGCUAGAGACCUGUCCAAUCUCAGCUUUGCCCAUGAGAUCAUUGUGAACCGCAACUUCCAUCUGGAGCCAGACAGCGUACCUCAGGACAGUUUAUGGAAGGUAGUUAGAGAUAAUGUCCACAAGGCUUUCUGGGACAUCCUGGAGUCCGAGCUCAACGACGACCCGCCUGAAUAUGGGCAAGCCAUCAGAUUAUUGGAGGAGAUCAGAGAGAUCUUACUGUCAUUCCUUAAUCCGGGUGCCAAUCGGAUGAGGACCCAGAUCAUGGAGGUACUGGACAUGGACCUGAUUCGUCAGCAAGCUGACAAGGAUGCUGUAGACAUCCAGGGGCUUGCCUCUUACAUUAUCACCACCAUGGGCAAGAUGUGUGCACCAGUUAGGGAUGAGGAAAUCAAGAAGCUUCGCGAAAGCGCAGAUAACAUAGUGUCAAUGUUCAGGGAGAUCUUCCGUGUGCUGGACCUGAUGAAGGCGGACAUGGUGAACUUCACCAUCGAUAACCUGAGGCCUGUGCUGCAGAGGCAGAGUGUCGAAUAUGAGAGGGCAAAGUUUCAGAGCGUCCUGAACAAAACACCCAGUGCUUUGGCCCACACCACCUCAUGGAUCAAGUCAGUACUGGAGGAGCUGCUGUCGGCCACCAUCCCCACAGAACAGACUAAAGGGCAGGGGAAAGGACAGCGAGCGCUGCCUGGGCCCUUUCAGGUCCUCAAUGCUGCCUUCCUCGGCAUCCUCACAUGGGACUACGAUAAGGGCCCACUGCCUGAGACCUGGAUGACUGAUGAGACUCGUCUGCGAGAGAUUCAGCGGCAGCUCCAGCAGUGUCAGGUGGUGAACGAGGUGCUGCUCAUUGUCUACAGCACCAUUGGAGGGCCUAUCCAGGGUCUGCCCUCCCUGUCUGACUGUGUGAAGAGGAUGACCAGUGUGCUGCUGGAUGGGAUGCACAGCCCGGAUUUUAACCUAGAAGAGGCACUAGAGGGCGUCAGUGCCCAGAUCUGCUGUGAGCUUAACAAGUCUUUAACAGAGAGGAGCUACACUGCUCUGACCCCGGCGCUGCAGGCCACCCUUAGAGGCCAGAUCUGCAGCAUCACUCAGAAGGACAAUCCCAUCCGCACUCUUGUUGAGGAUCGUGUGCAGCAGUACUUCAUGGCGCUCAUCUGUGAUCCCAAACCUCAAGCCAAACUUGAACAGGUACCAGCCGGCCUGACUGCCAUCAAACCUGAACUAGCAUUAAUGGGAGCAAAGUUCAUCUCCCUGGUCAACUACAACAAGACUAUCUAUGGACCUUUCUAUGCGGAUAUCAUCAGGAAGCUGAUGUUCAGCAGCAGCCCACCAGCAGCAAACCCUCCUCAGGACACCGCUCAGGACUCUGUCACCUCCAAUUAAAACCAAACUUUGGCUCAUGCAGUCUAAGGAGUUUAUUUUGCUACUAGACAUAGCUAAAACUAAGGAGGUACUAUAAUAACUAGGCAGUACAACUGCUUCGCUCAGCCAGUGUACUCCAAUAGUUGGAGUUACCUUCAGUGUAUUAUAAAUGUAGUUUUUAUCACUACAUUUAUCAGUGUAGGCACCAUGUCAAGUCAGUUUUAUUUAUAUAGCCCAAUAUCACAAAUCACAAUUUGCCUCAAGGGGCAUGCGGUCGACAUUUAAUGUGACCUGUGUUUUUUGUGAUAAAUGCUCUAAAAUAUGCUCUUCUAUGAACAUUUACAACUUAAAACUGGUAAAAACAGUAUUACAACAAUCCAUUUCUGAACCUAAUAGUGAUCCCUACAAUGUAAAUUUGUCUGCAGUCAAACUCCUGUUAUUGUGGAGGGACCACAUGGGGAAAACCUUAGUAUGUCUAAAGCAUACAGUAAGCUUCAUGACGCACAGAGGAAGAAGCUUAUAUAUUUAGAAAAGUAGCAGAGUAGCAUAUCAGAUUCUUUACAUAUAUCAAGUUAUUUAUCACUGUUAAAUUCUAAGGUAACUAUAUAGUAUAACUGCAGUUAACUGUGACUACCUUUGAGCUUAUUAAUGCAAAACAUUAGAUAGCCGUUUUCCCAUGGAAUUAGUCCUUUUGAUUGUUCUCCCUUUAACUUUAUCAGCCAGAGAUCUAAACUUUCUGUAUUCUGUUUAACUAACUGAUGUUACUAUACAGCAAAAACAUAGAAGUAGAAAUAAAAUAAAGUUUGGGAUUUUGAUUUCACAAAGAAAGAAAGAAAAAGUUGUCUGCAUGAGUAGCUUUUUGUUGAGGUUAUGUCAUUUUAGUUUUUACUAGAGUAAUUUGUUGAGUAUUUGCCACAUGUAUGUUCUCUACUUCUAGUUAUUCCCUGCCAGUGGAAUAGUUAUAUUGAUUUAGUUGCUAUGUUUGUUACAUUUUGAGGUACUGUAGUUGUUGCAGUAUUGCUGUGUAAAUACAAAAAAUAAAUUAAAAAAAAGUUUGCUCAGUAUUGCUGUGUUGGCUGUUAGAACCCAUGGGAAAAUGAAUGGUGCUGAACUCAAAGUGAUUUUGGGUCCAGUGGACUCAAAUGAUGCACAAAGAAAAGCAGUUAUGUACUUUUACAAAAGUUUACAUGAAAAUGUGGGAUGUUGUUCUUUGCUUCUGUACCACAGUUCGUAUAAUAAAACUUCAAAAAGAAAA